GUGAAUUAGUACCAACUAGUACUGGAGUUCGAAAUAAAAAAAUGGCAACAUCAACAAAAAUGGAACUUUCAGCAGCAGAUCAUGAUUUUACGAAACUCUCAAUUACUCCUUCUGUAUCUUUGUUUGCUAAAAUUCCAGAUGAUCCAAUUCAAUCAUUUUAUGCUGGACAAGUUUAUGUUUCAUUAAAAAAUACAAUAUUUCAGGCUAGCUCUGCUCUUAGACAUGCUACUGAAUUUUAUAAUUCAAUAAAGCAAUACUAUUUUAAUGCUAAUUCAUUGCCAGAAAUAAUAAUUGCCCAAAUUGAUCCUGAAUUAGAUAAAUCUAUGACUACAAUGAAUCAAUUACAAAAAAAAAAAUCUUACCAAAGUUUUAUUAAAAAAGAUUUUCAGACUUUAUCUUUUAUUCCAGAUCCUGAACCAUUAGAAAAUGAUUUUGAUACAAUUUAUGGUCAAUUAACAUCAGAAAGAUUUCGUCCAUCUGCUACAAAUGUAGUAGCUAAUGAGGAAACAAAUGAAAAAAAAUCAGGCCAAUUUAUUAAUUCAAAAAUUCAAUGUAUAGUUUUAUGUGAACACUGUGGCAAAAUGCGAUGUGUUUAUAGUAAUGCUAAUUUAACAACUGCUGAAGAAGCUAAGUUUCAAUCUGCUUUUGAUAGUUUAUGCUAUACAUGUAGAUCACAAUUAUUACCAGAAGAUCAUGAACUUUUUAGCCAAUUAAGUGUUAGAUUAAAUCUUACCUGUGAUUCUCCUAUUGAGUCAACAUAUUUUUCAUGGCGACUUAAAAAAUUUGAUGUAUGCUAUUGGUGUGGAGAAUCCAAAGAUCUUAUAGAACCCUCAGAAAUGCUAAAAGCUGAAUGGAAAACUAUAUAUCCAUUAUGUGAAUUCUGCAAAAGUAGUGGGAAAACAUGGUUUAAAAGAGCUCAAAAAAAAUUUACUCCAUUAAAUAAUAGUAAUAAUGAGGAAGAAAAUAAUGAAGGCCGUAAAAAUAAAACAAGCAAAAAAUGA
This is a messenger RNA of Racocetra fulgida, 1001 nucleotides long. The record is from the annotation of a GenBank genome assembly. Lineage: Eukaryota; Fungi; Glomeromycota; Glomeromycetes; Diversisporales; Gigasporaceae.